This is a messenger RNA of Cetraspora pellucida, 2120 nucleotides long. NCBI's taxonomy places the organism in Eukaryota, Fungi, Glomeromycota, Glomeromycetes, Diversisporales, Gigasporaceae. The record is from the annotation of a GenBank genome assembly.
UCAAAUUCUCUCUUCUUGCUUGGGCCUUAUUGACUCUUGCCUCUUCCGUCCCCGGACACGCUCACGUCGUUUCACCGAGAAGCGUUGAACCUGCUCGUCGAAUAAACUUCGGUCCUGAAUUAAAUCAUCGUACUUUUAACGCUCCUUCGAUAAAGAAGUUCGGUACUUUUACUACUUCAGAUGCUGCUGAUCCUGAAGAAAUUGCUAUUAAAUUUGUUAAAUCAAAACUUCACCCGAAAGCUGAAUUUGUGAUUAGAGAUAUCUACAAAUCGGAUCAUAAUGGUGUUACUCAUGUAUACUUAAAACAAGUUGUUAAUGGUCUAUAUGUCACCAAUGGUGACAUUAAUGUUAACGUUGACCAAUUCGGUAGAGUUAUAUCGUAUGGCGAUUCGUUCGUUAAACCUAACGCUAACGCAAAUCGACCGAUGGGUCCGAUUAAGAUCACUAAAGAUGGAGUAAAAAUAAACCUCAUUUCUGAAGGGGUUCAAUUUGUGUUUGAUGAACACGACACUAUAUACCUAAAAUCUCCUUCUACCGAUUCGAGUUCCGAUUCUGUUACUUACUCCAUUAAUAGUGAGAUUGGUCCUGUCAUUUCUCCAGAAGAAGCUUUAAAUUCCUUAGCUCACUUUAUUAAUCAAGAAAUUCCCCAUCCUGAAAAUAUAAAAUACACGGAAGUUGGCACGCUUGAAGGAACGGAGUCAUUUAUAUUACUCACCAAUGUACCAUUCGCCCUUUCCGACGUGAAAAUGAGCCAGUCCUACAUUCAAUUGGAUGAUCAAACAUUACAACUCGUUUGGGACAUUCAAGUAGAGAUGGAAGACAAUUGGUAUAAUGCUCAUAUUAAUGCUAAUAACGGUGAACUUAUCGCUCUUAUGGACUGGGUUUCCGAUGCUAUGUAUAACGUAUUUCCACUCGGUACAAAUGAUCCUUCAGACGGUUCUCGACAAAUUGUUGAGAACCCUUAUGAUAUUAUCGCUUCGCCAUUAGGCUGGCAUUCCCAGGAUAAAAAAAAUUAUACCAAUACUAUUGGUAAUAAUGUGUAUGCUCAUGAAAAUUUAAAAGGAAAAUACGACUGGGAAAAUAAUUAUCGUCCUGAAGGUGGUAGUUUAUUGGCUUUUGAUUUUCCUUUGGAUUUGACUCAGGCUCCAAAAACCUAUAUUGAUGCAUCCGUCACUAAUCUUUUUUACUGGAAUAAUAUUAUUCAUGAUUUAUUCUAUCGAUAUGGUUUCAAUGAGGUUGCCGGCAACUUUCAACAAUAUAACAAUGGCAAAGGUGGAAGAGACAAAGAUGCUGUAGUCGCCAAUGCACAAGAUGGUUCUGGAUUUAAUAAUGCCAAUUUCGCUACACCACCAGAUGGUCAGCAUGGUAAAAUGCGGAUGUAUGUGUGGGAUGUCAUUGAUCCAUGGCGCGAUGGAGAUCUAGAAUCAGGGAUUGUUAUUCACGAAUAUGCUCACGGCAUUUCCACUCGUUUAACCGGUGGUCCAUUAAAUAGUAAUUGUCUUGGAUGGGGCGAAGCCGGGGGUAUGGGCGAAGGUUGGGGUGAUUUCUUUGCAACAAUAUUACGCAUGAAUUCAUCGAAUGAUAGAAAUAGUGAAUUUGGAAUGGGAGAUUGGGCUAACGGUGGUGAAGGAAUAAGGCGUUACCCGUACUCUACUUCCUUUAAGACAAACCCAGAACUCUUUUCAUAUUUGGACAAACCAGGAUAUUGGGGUGUGCACGCUAAAGGAGCUGUGUGGGCCGAAAUUUUAUAUGAAGUAUAUUGGAACCUAGUUGAUAAAUAUGGCUUCACACCUGAUUGGUUCACUCCUGUUUUAGAUAACAAUACACCUCCGUCUUCAUCAGAUUGGUAUUCCUCCGCAUCGAAACCCAAUAAGCUAAUUCCAAGACAUGGCAAUACCCUAACACUACAACUAGUAGUAGAUGGGCUGAAACUCCAACCAUGUCGUCCAUUGUUUAUAGAUGCUCGUGAUUCAAUUAUACAAGCUGAUGAAAUACUCACAGGUGGCGAAAAUUUAUGUGAAAUCUGGCGAGGUUUCGCGAAACGUGGACUUGGCGUAAAAGCCAAAGUAAUAGGAGGAAGCCCAUGGGGCGGCGGUGUUCACAAGGACAGUUUUAAGUAG